AUGAGUGGAACGAAGAGUGCGCACAUUUCAAGUGAACAAAAAACACGUUUAAUUUCGUUCAUGCAAGAAAAUAAAGAAUUACUCGAGGGGAAGUUCACAAAGAAUUUUACGUUUAAAACAGCGCAAAACCUGUGGAACAGGGCUGCCGAAGAACUAAAUUCCAUUCCGGGGGCCCGAAAAGACUGGAAACAAUGGAGAAAGACUUGGCAGGACUUGAAGGCUAAAACGAAGUCGAAAAAGGCUGACAUGAUUAAAGAAUCGAAGAAAACCGGUGGUGGGCCACCUCCGGAAGAUCUAGAUUCAGGGGAAGAGAAAAUAAUACAAAUAAUUGGAAAUACCGUUAUAGAAGGUCAAGACGUCCCCGAAUCCACGAUUAGGUUUAAUUGGGAUGGAGAUAGUUCUUCUCAACUGCCAGCAGAAUUGUUAGAGCCGACAGAAGAACAAGUGGAAGAGAAAAAAAAAGAGAGAAUUUUACCCGAAGAAAAACCCCAAUUUUCUAGAAAGCGGAAAGCCCGUCCCGCAGAACGAUUAGACAAGAGUCUAAAAGCAUCAGAGCAGUUGGUCAAACUGACUACGGAAAAAAACAAAAUGAAAGAAAAAUAUUAUGAAAAAAAAAUUCUUUUAUUGGAGCGGCAAGUAAAGGCCAAAGAAGAAAUCGCAGAAUCGCUGAAAAUAAUCGCUAAUAGGUUAAGGAGAAAUAAUGGUAGUCUAUUAUAAAAUAAUAAAUAUAUUUCAUUUAUUUUCAAAAAUAAUUUCUUAUUAUUCGAGCUUGCAUUGUGCGCCCUGCAGCAAGUUGCGGGUUGACUCGCUCGUUAUGUGCAAUUUGCUCAUCAUUGAUAUUCAUACCAAAAUCCACUUCUACCUCAUCGUUGUCUUCUGGUUCUUCUACAUUAUUAGCAAUGCACAUAUUGUGCAAUACUACACAGGCCUUGAUUAUUUUUCCCGCUUUUUCGGGGUGGUAAUGCAACACUCUGUGUUUAAGCAAACACCUAAACCUCAUUUUCAAGACACCAUUACACCUUUCGAUUAUAGAUCGUGUCCUUUUCUGCGACUCGUUGUAUCUACCUUCAGGGGUAUUUGGGACGACAUUUUGAAUUGGCGUCAUGAGCCAUGGCCUAAGAGCAU
This is a messenger RNA of Zophobas morio, 1125 nucleotides long. RefSeq lists its product as uncharacterized. NCBI's taxonomy places the organism in Eukaryota, Metazoa, Arthropoda, Insecta, Coleoptera, Tenebrionidae. The transcript has 2 exons. The record is from RefSeq and is a predicted model, not a curated record. Bases 1 to 717 code for a protein of 238 amino acids.